Molecule: messenger RNA, 1575 nt
Organism: Nicotiana tabacum (common tobacco)
Lineage: Eukaryota; Viridiplantae; Streptophyta; Magnoliopsida; Solanales; Solanaceae
Source: RefSeq, a predicted model, not a curated record
AUGAGUACUAGCAAGAAGACAACUGAUAUUGCCUCUACGUCUGGAAGCAAAUCAGAACCUCAAAUUGUUCAAGAACUUCUUGAUAGAAAGUUAUCUGGUUUAAAUAUCAAACCUAUUGAUUUAUCAAAAGAUUUUGCUGAUAAAUUAGAUACCACUUUUGAUUAUAAAAAUGAAGUUUGGUCAGAGUUUAAUAAACUCAGAGGUUAUCCCAAAAAGAAUAGUAAGUAUGCUGAUAAACCCAGAAUGCAAACUUAUUAUUAUAAUCGUCCUACUCCUCAAGAUGUUUUAAUAGAGGAACGUGAUUGGAAUCAGACUAAUACGUCUUAUAGUGGUUUUACUGGCCAGCUUCGUGGCUGGUGGGAUAAUUAUUUAACUGCUGAUGAAAAGGAAAUGGUUAUUAAUGCAAUAGCCACUGACGAAAGAGUUGAUAAUUUAGGCAUGGCUCUAGUGAAAAAUAGAGAAGAUGUUGUUUACACCCUUGUUCUUACCAUAUUAGAACAUUUCAAUGGUAGAUUUACCAAUCAGAACGAGAUUGUCCGUACUCUGCUAAAUGGCCUUAGAUGUAGGACCUUAAGCGAGUUUAGAUGGUAUAAAGAUAAUUUUAUGAGUAGAGUAAUGGAAUUACCCGAAAAUAAGUAUGAACAUUGGAAAGCUAAAUUUAUAGAUGGCCUUCCCUCCUUAUUUGCUGAAAGAGUUAGAAAAAAUCUAAGGGGUAGCUAUGGUGAAAUUUUAUACAAAGAUUAUAUCUAUGGAAAAUUGAUAGGAAUAUGCACACAAGAAGGAUUAAACUUAUGCAAUGAGUUAAAAUUCUCCAGACAGCUUAAGAUGGAUAAGCUUAAGGAGAAAAAUCAGUUAGGAGACUUUUGCACCCAGUUCAGUUUACCUGAGACUUCUAUUCAUAAGAAGAAGAAACACAAGUAUCAUAGAUACCCUAACCCAGACAGUCCUUAUAAGAAAAAGAGAUCAAGAUAUAGGUCCAAAGAAGAGCGUGAUGCUAACAAAGCCCAUCGCAAGUCUACCAGAUUUACGAAAAAUAGGUCCAAGCGAGAUCUUGCUGAUAUUAAGUGUUAUAAAUGUGAAAAUUUUGGCCAUAUAGCUUCAAAUUGUAAGCUUCAAAAGCUAAAAACCUUAGAACUAGAUGAAGAGUUACGUGAUAAGGUUUAUGGUUUAUUAUACACCUCUGGUGAAGUUAAAAACUUGAAAAGAGAGAUCAAAUCUCUUAAACAAAAUCAAAUGAUUUGUGAUCAUAGGAUUACUCAGAUUGAGAAAAUCAAUUCUCCAGCUGAGAAAUCUGACGAUAAAAACAAAGGUAUUUCUGAAAAUGAUAUUGAAGAAAAAUCUAUUAAAAUUGUUCCAUAUGAAAAUAAUUUCUCUGAAGAUGAUAUUUCUACAAAAUCUCGACCUUGUCAGAUGAACGCCGAAUUAUUAGAAUUCUGCAAAAAAGAGAUUGAUAACUUGUUACAAAAGAGUUUGAUAAAACCCUCAAAAUCCCCUUGGUCUUGCACAGCUUUUUAUGUUAAUAAUGCUGCUGAAAAAGAACGUGGUAUUCCUAGAUUGGCUAAAAAAGGAUUAUAA